AUCAAAACAAUUAGAUAUAUUGUUUCAAUAUCUUUAAAUAAAUCACCUUGUACAAUUUUAAACCUCUGAGUAUGAUAGUUUUGAGAGCGAAAACAAAAUCAGAAAACAAGCAGUCAUGUUCAAAUUUUGAACAGCUACCAAAGACAGACAAGAUAAAAUUGUUACGCUAUCUUGUUUCUAUGUAAUAAAACAAGCAUCUACACAAAAAAUUUUACAUCUUUGCAUUAAUACACUGUAUAUAUGCCACCAUAUGUGACUGACUCGAACACUGAGUUGAGACGUACAUCUUUCAGGAUAAUUAUGUUUCUUACAGGUUAUUAAAAACAGCAAAUUAAAUACACUCACACUAUAUGACACCAUACUUACUGUACACAUAAAAACUCUACACAAUUGCAUUUUCCUACAUGAAAAAACUCUACGCAGAUAUAUUUUCUACACGAAUAUUUCCUACACUUAUUUUUUAUUAUUUUACUACACUGCAAAACUCUACACAAACGUAUAACCUAUUGUUGUAACAAUGAUAUAACAAUAGGUUAUGAUAUUGUGUAGAGUUUUGCAGUGUAGUAAAAUAAUAAAAAAUAAGUGUAGGAAAUAUUUGUGUAGAAAAUAUCUGCGUAGAGUUUUUCCGUGUAGGAAAAUGCAAUUGUGUAGAGUUUUUAUGUGUACAAUAAGUAUGGUGUCCACUAUAUCAGUUUUCAACUUAUUCUAACCUCUUUCCCAUCAUGCUUCCACAGUUAACCUUUUAAGUAGUUAUUUAAAUAUUAUUACUUAAGAAACGAUUCUAAUUUUUUUUUUGUAAUUACUCUUUUUACCUUUACAUAUCUUUGCCAUGUUUUGAACCAGAAUCGUUUAGUUUUUAUUAGUUCGCUUACUUUCUACCAGAGACGAUUUUUUUUAUUUAUCUACAUAAUUUUUUCUUUUAUUUUACAGCUAAAAUUGGAUUGAAGAAUAACGGUACUCUCUAUGUCCUACAAAAUACAAAAUUGUUUUCUGUCUUUGAAUAAAGCUAAUGACUAUAAUAUUAAUGAAGUGUGAUAUUUAACAUCCUAAGUAAUUAUAACUGAUUAUUGCAGUUUAGUGAAAUUUGUUAUUAUGACUGAUCAUAGUAUUACUGAACUUUGAUAAAAUUACUGUAAUAAUUGUCACAAUGUAACAAUAAAAUAAAUAAUUUCAAUUUUUCUCUCUCUUUUUUUUUACUGUAUAUAUAGACUGCCUUCCGUCUAUUUUUAUUUACAAAACAAUAUCCUUACAGUUAUAAUUAUUCCUUUAAAAAUAAUAUCUAUCCAUAUUUCCAACAUUUAUUUUUACUAAAAUCCUGCCUUAUCUAGCCAAAGCCAUAGCCAAAGCCAUUAGCCAAAGCCAUUAGCCAAAGCCAUUGCCAAAGCCAUUAGCCAAAGCCAUUAGCCAUAUGCAUCAGCAAAAGCCAUUAGCCAAAACCAUCAGCUAAAUUAAGCCAUUAUAGCCAAAACCAUCAGCCAAAGCCAACAGCCAUAUAAAUACCCCAUGGUCAUAUCAGUUGAAUAUUGCUAUAUUCAGCGAAAGCUGUCAGUCAUAAAUAUAGUUACAAAUAGUACAGCCACACUAUCGUGCAAACAAUUGUAGAUUAGAACCGAUUAAAACGAUUAUAAACUAUUAAAACGGAGCACUGUUGAGGAUUACAAUCGUUUAUUAAUCCAAUCAAUAAGAAAUUGUGAUUCGUUUUAAUCGUUUAUAAUCAUUUUAAUCUGUUUAAAUCUGCAACUGUUAUCAGGGUAGCCAAGUCUCUACGUAUCUAACCGAAGCCACCAAUCGGAGACAUCAACCAUAGAUAACCACAGCCACAAGCCUGUAUUACCUGCAAACAGCCGAAGUCAUAACCAUUAACUGUAUAACUAUAAAACAGCUUUUAUUAGCCAUAAUCAGAUAGCUAAUGUAUUUAAAUUAAAAUAAAUUUUACAUUAUUUCAAACAACCAAAGAUUAAUUAAACCAAAUUUAUAUUAAAUAUAUUUUUAUAUGAUACUUGUACGUCUGCUCUAAGCGACAAGGCAUUAAUUAGUCCGCUAAGUGUUUAUGUAGACUAUUUUGUUAGAAUAUUAUAAAAUGGAUAAUAAUAUUACACAAAAUUUCUCAGAAUGUGCACGAAAACGUGUUACAUCAGGUGAUUUGCUGGAAGAUUCUGACAUUGAUUUUUUUCUAUUAUUACUAACAAAAUGUUCAAAAUAUAAGCCCUUUUCAACUUUACUUUUAUACCUAGGUCUUAUUUCAGAAAUUCCGAGAAAUCAAAAGCAUAUACAAAUUAUAUAUUUAUCCUCAGUAUGCAAUAAUCCAAACGAUACUGGACAUUGGGUAACUUCUUAUUAUGACACUGAUUAUAUUUAUGUUUUUGAUUCUAUAAAUAAUAAAGUAAUGCACAAAGAUUUAGAAAAAUCAUUAAAAUUGCUACAUCCUUAUUAUUUUCUGGAAGGUAAGAGAGUUAUUUUCCCAAAGGUUCAACAACAAACGAAUCAAAAAGAUUGUGGAAUUUUCGCCAUAGCUUUCGCAAUAACUUUAUUAUGCAAAAUGAAACCAGAUCUUCUUACGUAUAAUACUCAUAUCAUGCGUCCACAUUUACUGAAAUUACUUGUUAGUAAGUACAUCGCACAUUUCCCUUGUAUUAUUACACCUAUCCCUAUAAAUGUUCAGCCUAGAAAAUUAUAUGAUACAAAUAUUAUCAUUAAUAAUGCUUGUCUCAAUGAUGAACACAUAGAUUAUUUUCAUACAAUGUUACAACAACUUUCUGCGUACCAACCCUACUCAACGUUGUAUUUACAGAAUAUUUCAAAAAUUUCGCAUAUAAAUGAAAAUAAUAAACACAUACAAAUAUUAUUUCAACGUGGCUCCACAAUAGGUCAUUUUGUAUGUACAUAUUACGAUACUAGUACUUUAUUUGUGUAUGAUUCAAUGAAUAAUAAAGAACUUCAUAGUGAUAUUAGUAUAGUUUUAAAGACGUUACAUCCUUAUUGUUUUAAUGAACAAAAGAAACCGAUUAUAUUUCAAACAGUUCAGUCCCAAAAAAAUGCUACAGAUUGUGGUGUUUAUUCUAUAGCCUAUGCUGUGACCCUUUUAUUUGGUUAUAGACCCGAGACAAUGGUAUAUAAUAACAGUGAAAUGCGUAAACAUUUGUUAAAAAUAUUUGAAACUAGAACAAUUGAACAUUUUCCAUGUCUUAGUACUUUUUCCAACUAUUGUUCACAAUUUAACUUUAGUUCCAUAACUGAAACAAGAGCUACAAUUUCCGGUUUAGGUAACAAUGUUAUGCAUAAUAGAAAACGUACAAACGAUCAAAUAACGGACGAAACUUCAUUACAAAACCAUAGGGAAACAAAUCUACAUAGUCUCGCAAUCAAGAAAAAAAAACAUACUAUCAAAAAAAUAAAGAUAAAAUUUUACAAGCUCGAAGAGACAAACGUCGAAUGAAAAAAUGUAAAACUGGAACUGCACAUAGCAAUCAAAGUGUAAUUGAUGAAACUCAGAAAUGUUUAGUUGAUCAGUUAUCGCCUCC
This is a messenger RNA of Nasonia vitripennis (jewel wasp), 3521 nucleotides long. RefSeq lists its product as uncharacterized. The record is from RefSeq and is a predicted model, not a curated record. Bases 2081 to 3436 code for a protein of 451 amino acids. The transcript is spliced from 3 exons. NCBI's taxonomy places the organism in Eukaryota, Metazoa, Arthropoda, Insecta, Hymenoptera, Pteromalidae.